Schistocerca nitens (vagrant locust) is the source of this 847-nucleotide messenger RNA. It is a transcript of the gene Chchd2, whose product is annotated as coiled-coil-helix-coiled-coil-helix domain-containing protein 10, mitochondrial. The record is from RefSeq and is a predicted model, not a curated record. Bases 126 to 566 code for a protein of 146 amino acids. NCBI's taxonomy places the organism in Eukaryota, Metazoa, Arthropoda, Insecta, Orthoptera, Acrididae. Gene Ontology annotation, cellular component: mitochondrion; nucleus. Gene Ontology annotation, biological process: mitochondrion organization. The transcript is spliced from 4 exons.
UGGUUCUAGAAAGGUGUAACGUAACAUCUCUGCCAGUAUAAGUGUGGAGCCGGAGUGGAUCGUGGUAUAUAGUUUCGUUGUGACUUCGCUUAAAUUUUUACCAACGUUUUGUUGAAACUUUAAAAAUGCCUCGACGUGGACGAAGUUCUCCUCCCCCAAGAGCUGCCCCAGUGCCUGCUCGUGCACCACAGCACAACCAGCCAGCUCAUCCUCCUCAACAAGCAGCACCUCCAAUGAUGCAAGCAGAGCAACCAUCUAUGUUUAAGCAGAUGGCAGCAACGGCUGGUGGAGUAGCUGUUGGUUCUGCAGUGGGUCAUGCAGUGGGACACGGCCUUACUUCAAUGUUCAGUGGGGGUGGUGGCUCUAGUGCCGACGCUGUUCCUCAAGCAGAAGCACCAGCACCACAACAGAGUUACAGUAACCAGCCAACGGAACCAACCGGACCUUGUGCAUGGGAAAUAAAGCAGUUCUUACAGUGCGCUCAGCAGCAGAGUGACCUUUCACUUUGUGAAGGUUUCAAUGAAGCUCUGCGGCAGUGCAAAACGUCAAAUCACUUGCCUCUUUGAGCGGAACUGGACAUCAACGGGAUAGUUGAAUUUGCUGUUGAAGCAUGAAGUAGCAGCAUGAAAAUUCUAGUCUCAGUGAACAAAAAUAUCAAAGCCUAGGAGUAAAAAUUCCAACUCUUCUUGGAGCUAUUAUCCAAUAUUGCUGUGUUAAUAUUCACUUGACAACUGAGAAAGUUUUCAUUAUGAUGUAAACAGAGUACUGAGAAAUAAAGUUAAAGGUUGUAAAGUUGUUAGUGUUGAUCUUGAAUGUAUAUGUUGAAAAUAAAAUUGACAUAAAAGGC